This is a messenger RNA of Hypanus sabinus (Atlantic stingray), 831 nucleotides long. Its product is annotated as CMRF35-like molecule 2. The transcript has 6 exons. Lineage: Eukaryota; Metazoa; Chordata; Chondrichthyes; Myliobatiformes; Dasyatidae. The record is from RefSeq and is a predicted model, not a curated record.
AUGAUGCCGACACGCCGGCCGUUCUUAGAGCAAAGAGCUGAGCGACAGACAAGUGCUGCCCGGUUGGUCACUGUCAACAGAACAAUGUGGAUUCUGAUUCUUCUCAUCUGUUCCCUGCCCGUUUCAGAUGCAUUGUGGGCAGAGAAAUCUGAAAGAGGAGUUGUGGGAGGAGCGAUCACAAUCAAUUGUCACUAUAAAGCAAAGUACUGUUCAGACACAAAGUAUUGGUGUCAUGGAUGGACUAUCCACCGUUCAGUUUUAGUGGAAACAAAAGGGCAACACGGAUGGAGUGGACGAGUGUCAAUCACAGAUAAACAGAACCAGAGCAAGAGAAAAUUUACUGUUACUAUGGAGGAUCUUCACUCCGGAGAUACAGGAUGGUACAGCUGUGGAAUUACAACACCAGGGACCGAUCCGAUGUUUAAUGUUCAUCUACAAGUAUCUGAUGAACCCGUGUCUGUUCCUGUGUUUUGAUACCUGUCACCAGCAAAUGUCUCACGUCUCGGGGGCUCAGUGUCAGUUUCCUGUGAGUCCUUCCAGGGAUCCCUUCCCAUUCACUACACAUGGCAUGAACAAACCUCAUCUGGGUAUCGAAAGAUCUCAGAGAGCAAAGAACUGGCUCUGCAUUGUCAAUCAUUCAACCACCAGCACCAUCAAUAUUACUGCAGAGCCUCGAAUCAGCUUGGAGCAAGAUCCAGUGGAAUAGUUAAAGUGACAGUCUUCAAGAACAGAGAGAUCUGCAGUUAUGUGACAGAAAUCAAUGGCACCAGGCCCAAUGUAUUUGCACGCCUCGUUCCCUACAGUGUGCUUUAUGGGCAGAAGAUAAAGUAA